This is a messenger RNA of Morus notabilis, 802 nucleotides long. Its product is annotated as macrophage migration inhibitory factor homolog. Gene Ontology annotation, molecular function: phenylpyruvate tautomerase activity. The coding region runs from base 127 to 492 and encodes 121 amino acids. The record is from RefSeq and is a predicted model, not a curated record. Lineage: Eukaryota; Viridiplantae; Streptophyta; Magnoliopsida; Rosales; Moraceae. The transcript is spliced from 4 exons.
AAGGGAGAGGAGAAGAGUUAGGUCUUCUUCUGGUUGGUAGUAGUUGUUGCAGCAGUGACCGAGAGCGUCUGUUAGAGAGAGAAAGACAAAGACAAAGAGAGAGAAAGACAGAGAAAGAGAGAGACGAUGCCUUGCCUGAACCUUUCGACGAACGUCAACCUCGAAGGCGUUGACACUUCGUCCAUCCUCUCCGAAGCCACCUCCAUUGUCUCCAAACUCAUCGGCAAACCCGAGGCCUAUGUGAUGGUUGUGCUGAAGGGUUCGGUACCCAUAUCCUUUGGCGGGACUGAGCAGCCUGCUGCCUAUGGUGAGUUGGUUUCAAUUGGUGGCCUUAGCCCUGACGUGAACAAGAAGCUGAGUGCUGCAAUUGCUAAUAUUCUUGAGACCAAGUUGUCUGUGCCCAAGUCACGAUACUUCCUCAAGUUUUACGACACCAAGGCCAAUCAAACUCAAGAAUUUGCUCGGUGUUUGCAUGCUUUACACCAGAACUAGAAUCAUGGUUCCAACUUCGGAUGGAAUGGAUCUACCUUUUAAUCUGUCUGUUAAUUCAGACUAGGGUGAAUUCGCAUGCAGUUGAUACCCUUUUUCCAAGUAUGGUCAAGAUAUUAUGUAUUCUCUUCAUGCCUUAAUUUUAGGAGUUGUCCAAAAACUUGUACUUGUAUGCGUCUGUGGUAUGCAUCCUUAGAAAAACUUGUGUUUACUUGGAAUUGCCAGAAAUGAUGUUAACCCUGCUAAGGCUUAACAGUUCCUUGCUGUGGUCUUCACUACUAUUAACUGUUUUAAUAAUUCCGUUCCUUGAUGA